Messenger RNA from Cyprinodon tularosa, 3874 nucleotides. Its product is annotated as putative helicase mov-10-B.1. Bases 312 to 3359 code for a protein of 1015 amino acids. Lineage: Eukaryota; Metazoa; Chordata; Actinopteri; Cyprinodontiformes; Cyprinodontidae. The transcript is spliced from 23 exons. Gene Ontology annotation, molecular function: RNA binding; 5'-3' RNA helicase activity. The record is from RefSeq and is a predicted model, not a curated record.
UGUCUGUUGUUGGCAACCUUGUUUGCAUCGCUGGUUUCCGUUUAUUGUUUUUAUUAGGUUUCGUUUCUUCAGACUCUGUAAGUGUUUCGAUGUGCCCGUUUUAACAUUCGGCCCCGUCCGUUUACUAAUAGCGUUACUGAUUCAGUGAAAGCCGCAGAGCACCGCCCGUCUGGAGUGUUAGAAGGUUAAAAGCGAGCAAUCCUCAAUAGGAUUUUCUUCGUAUGAAGUCGUAUGAUUUCCUCACACAUCCGUGAAGAGAGAUCUAGAGAACGUUUUUGCUACAUUUUUGAGUCACACUGUGAUCUAGAAUCAUGGUCAAACGGAGUUUAUCUUCACUCGUCCAAAUUGGAAUGGACUUUUUCGAGUUUUUAAACGAGACCCAAAGGACUUCCAUCACAGACAGACUCCAGCUUAGAGACAUUUACAAUGAUGAGUUCAGGUGCAGGAAUCCAGGAAUCAAAGAUCCAAACUUUGGUUCAGUCCUUCACGCCCUCAAAGUGUGUCACAAGAUAAAAAGACGAACAGACAUCAUAAACUUCACCCCAGCGGUCAAAGCUCAAUACAUGAACCAGUGGUGUAUACCCAAGACCCGUGAGCCACCACCCGAGCCAAGCAGGUCAGAUAGCAUUGAUGCCUCAACAGACACCAAGUCAGCAGAUGAGGCGGUGACGGGAGUCAGAGCCAGGAGAAAAUUGGCCAGUGAGCUGAUGAGCAUACUGAAGGUGGAAAGGUAUCUUUCCAUGUUGCUCUCUGAUAAACAUGGUAUAAGCAUCACUUCUGACUGUCCGUUUGAGAACGGCAAACUUGUCCUGUGUGUGAAAAACACAUAUGAGUAUACAGUCAAGCUGAAUGUGGAAAACACAGGAGAUCAGCCUUUGUAUUUUACUUACUACACACCACUGCACUGGCUUAGGUGCUUAACUCUACGUGAUGAAAAAAGGGUGACCAGACUGCAACCCCUACUUCUAAAUCCAGGUGACAGCUAUGAAGUCGAGGUCAGUUUCCAAUGUAGUCUGGUUGGGUUUUUUCCAGCUACACUGGCAUUUGAAUUCAAACCAGACUUGGAGCCGACCACUGCUGCCUUCCAUAUUGUGCGGAUCAUCGAGGCUCAGUGUAUAACUGAUUUAGGACUGGAGCUGGCCCCUAUAGCGCCCUUCAAGCCUCGCUGCCUCCCUGACUGGAUCCCAGAACCUGAUUGCAAGAUUGUGGAUGGGGAGCCACCUGAGGGACUCGCUGUGAUGCAACUAGAAUAUGUGGUUCACUUAAAAAAGUACCUGACACCACCAUACAUGAACGACCUCAUUCAGCUACUGAGGAAACCUACUCACCCGUCUCGAAACUUUCUCGCUAAUGAGAAAAGUAAUUUUUUGGAGAAACCUUUGUGUUGGGAGAAUUAUACUGAGAAGUUCCAGUUGUUGCUGUAUCUGGAGGAACUUCAGAUGGAGUUUGAUAUCAGAAGAUACAACAUUCCCAAUGACGACAGAAAACACGCUGAGCUAGCAAGAGACACAACCAACCGGAAGCUUCUUGUUCUAGAGGUACCUGGUGUCUCUGAGAACCGACCCUCUGUGCUGCGGGGGGAUUCACUGCUUAUGUACCCGCAGGGAGAAAAGGGGGUGAAAUACCGUGGAUAUGUUCAUGGUGUGCAGCUGGACAGCAUCAGACUGGGCUUUGCCCAAGAAUUUCUAAAUCGAUAUGGCAAAGACUUCAGCUUUAUUGAAGGGAUAAAAUUCAAUGUUGAGUUUACAAUCAAUCGCCUACCUGUGCGGCUCCAGCACAGAGCUGCAGAACUUGCAAGGAGCCAUAACCUCAGGAGUGUGUUGUUUCCUGUUGAACCCACUUUAUCGUAUGGAAAACCUGACCUCCCCAAACUCAAACUGUUUGACUACCAGCUGGAGAAAAACCCUGAGCAGUAUCAAGCUGUUCAGCACAUUGUAGCUGGGUCAUCCAGACCUGCUCCCUAUCUUGUGUUUGGUCCACCGGGAACAGGUAAAACUGUCACUGUUGUGGAGGCCAUCAAGCAGAUAGAGAAGACCCAGACUUCCUGCCACAUUCUGGCCUGUGCUCCCUCCAACAGCGCUGCUGACCUGCUGUGUACCAAGAUUCGAGAGCAUGUAGACGCGCGCAAUGUCUACCGCAUAUACGCAAGCAGCCGUGACCCAAAACUCGUCCCUGAGCAACUUAAGGCGUGCUCUAACCUGGAAGGAGAUUCUUACCAUUUUCCUCCCAAAGAGAAACUGAUGGAGUAUAAAAUUGUAGUCACCACCCUUUUAACUGCUGGAAGGCUUGUGUCAGGUGACAUUCCCUCUGGACAUUUCACACAUGUGUUUGUGGAUGAGGCAGGACACGCUGUAGAGACUGAGUGUUUAGUCCCCCUGGCAGGAUUGCUUGAUGCUGAGACUGGACAGCUUGUUCUAGCUGGAGAUCCCAAGCAACUUGGACCCAUCCUCAGAUCUCCUUUUGCGCUGAAAUACGGAAUGGGAGUGUCCCUCUUGGAGCGCUUGAUGACUGAUUUCCCGCUGUACCAAAAGAAUGAGGGUGUCUACAACAACCUCUAUGUGACAAAAUUACUGCGUAACUAUAGGUCUCAUCCUGUCAUUCUCAAGAUUCCCAAUGAGCUUUUCUAUGAUGGAGAGCUUCAGGCUUGUGCUGAAGAAUAUUCACGCAACUUCUACUGCAAUUGGGAAUACCUUCCCAAGCAGGGCUUCCCAUUGAUCUUCCAUGGGGUUACUGGUACUGACGACCGUGAGUCCAACAGCCCCUCAUUCUUUAAUAUUGCAGAAAUAGAGGUGGUUAUGGAGUAUGUCAAAAAACUGCUGCAGACACAAGGGAAGAAAGGGCUAGCAAAAAUAGCCCCUAAAGAUAUAGGCAUCAUCGCCCCCUACAGGAAGCAGGUGCAGAAAAUACGCAAAGCCUUGGAAAAGGUUGGGAAAGACUUAAAAGUUACUGACAUGGGUGAUCUUAAGGUCGGUUCAGUCGAGGAGUUUCAAGGACAAGAGAGGAGAGUAAUCCUGGUGUCCACAGUUAGAAGCAGUCCCAGAUACUUUGAUAUUGACAAAAACUUCAGCCUGGGCUUUGUCAAGAAUGAGAAGAGAUUCAACGUGGCUGUGACUCGAGCCAAAGCUCUGCUGAUCGUGGUGGGAAACCCCCUGGUAUUGAAUGCAGAUUCUACCUGGGCCCGCUUUAUCGAGUACUGCAAAGAGGAAGGAGGCUAUGAGGGCUUCACGCAUGCUGAGGAAGAUGAGGGGGAGAUCGUAGCCAGAUUGUCUGCACUCUACAUCAGCAUUGAGGCUCAGAUUGAGACUGCCGAGAGUGUUGUCCAACAGCAACUGGAUCCUGAAUGGAGGAACGACAUGUGAGAAACCGGAAGAGAGACGAUGUCCAGUGGGAAAACUUGAAGAGCAUUAUUACUAUAUAAAUACAAAUCACUGCUCGGCAUUAAGAGUCAGUAUUCAUCUGACAUGAGGUCAGGGAAGACAUUUUAAUUAUCAGUAACAGCAUUUGGCCAAAGACGAAAGUUGCAGAGAAAUGAAUUGCACUUAAAGAUGAAAAACAUUUAAAUAUUCAGUCUUCUCAGGGUUCAAGUUUUUUUUUAAAUCUAUAUCACAGCUAUUUAUAAGUCAAUAAAAUGUAUUAGUUGAUUAUUUGUGUGUUGAAUCACAAAAAAAUCUAAAUCAAAGUGUGGCAUUUAAAGAAUAUAAAAACUCAAAUUACCAUUACUCUAGCCUGUAUUAUGUCAUAGCAUGAAAAUGCAGGAUCUUUUUAAAUAAUUUUUCACAGCUGUUUAGUUGGGGCUUUUUCUGUCAAACCAACAAGGGUAUGAUACAUACUUCUUGUUUACCUUCACAAAUAAAUUUGUAAAUCAUGCAGUGCA